Molecule: messenger RNA, 1534 nt
Organism: Drosophila yakuba
Lineage: Eukaryota; Metazoa; Arthropoda; Insecta; Diptera; Drosophilidae
Product: vitellogenin-3
Exons: 3
Coding region: 43-1281 (412 amino acids)
Biological process (GO): lipid metabolic process
Molecular function (GO): lipase activity
Source: RefSeq, a predicted model, not a curated record
UUUGGCUUCCGGCACUCAGUUCUCGUCGAGUUUGUGUCCAGGAUGGGACGAGUUCCGCCAAAGAUGCUUCCGCUCCUCGCGCUCCUCCUCCUUCUCCAGCUUCUGGUUCCCACCAUCAAUGCCAUUGAGUGGACGAUUCCGGAUGUUCUCGAUUCCAUUGGAAAUGUGGGCAGCAGCAUAGUGAAUCCCAGUAUUUUGCCCACACCACAAGCACUCCUAGAUGGCAGCAAACAGCUCAUCGCGGGAUAUCCAUUCGAGUUUGUCUCCAACUCCCUGAAUAUUAUAUGCUCCCAGGCGCUGCAUUCAAACAGAAUUAGGUCGAAGUACUCGCCGGAUAUCAAUCAAAUGAACUUCCAGCUGCAAACGGGUUGCAUGAAGAAAAACUUUCCACUUACAAAUCCCGAGGCCAUGUGGUCUAGUCCGCUGUUUGAUCCCAAGAAGAAGGUCGUCAUCCUGGCCACCGGAUGGACCACCACCGUGAAUGGAUCGGAUACCAUCGACGUCUUCUCCAAGGCCUACAAUUGCCGUGGGGAUGUCAACUUUGUGGCGGUGGAUGCUGCUCGUUUCGUGGAUACCCUCUACACCUGGUCGGCCUUCAACACGGAGGAGAUUGGCGAGAACAUCGCUCUGGGAUUGGUGAAGCUCCUCGAUCUGGUGCCGGUGGAGAAUAUCCACCUCAUUGGCCACAGCCUGGGCGCCCACAUAGUGGGUUCGGCGGGACGGCACCUGCAGCAGAUGACCAAUCAGACGAUACCCAGGAUCACUGGCUUGGAUCCGGCCAAGCCGUGCUUCAACGAGGGUGAAAUCCUCUCGGGUCUGAUGCGCGGCGAUGCCCACUUCGUCGAUGUGAUCCACAGUAAUUCGGGCGUGCUGGGCAAGCGGGAUCCGGUGGGCGAUGUGGACUUCUAUCCGGGCGGCAUGGGUCCGCUUCCAACGGGUUGCUUCUCGGUGACCUGUGCCCAUGCUCGAUCCUGGGAAUAUUUUGCGGAAACCAUUUAUCCAGGAAAUGAACGCAACUUUAUGGCCGUUCGCUGCAAUUCGAUAUCGAGAAUGCGCGACUUCCGCUGUCCAGGUGACCAGGUGCCCAUGGGCUAUCAGGUGCCGCAGAACAUCAAGGGCAACUUCUUCCUGGAGGUCAGCGGCGACUCACCGUUCGGCAUGCAUGCCUCCAUUGUGCGAUCGGCCCACUUGGAGCAUUGCGGCAAGUGCUCCGAAUCCACGACCACCACUGAGGCGCCAAGUUCCACAACUGCAAAAUCGGGAUCCUGGUUGUCCGGAUGAGGAGGCCCCAUAAUCUAUCCUAAGCUAGAAAUAAGCCUUGUUUUUUUUUUGUUGUUGUUGGCUCAAACCGAUUGCGGUCGAUAGGCAAUACACAAUUUGCCUUCUAAGCGUUGACAAUUCAAUUAAAUUUGUGUUUACUGUGCUUAUGCAAAGCGGAAUAAGUAGCACUUGGAAUACCCUAUAUAUGUGAUAACGAAGGAUAAUGGUCAAAGGCAUAAGCAUACUUAAAAAUAAAUAAAUACAAAUAAACCCA